Messenger RNA from Exophiala spinifera, 1209 nucleotides. RefSeq lists its product as uncharacterized. The record is from RefSeq and is a predicted model, not a curated record. Gene Ontology annotation, biological process: protein import into mitochondrial intermembrane space. Gene Ontology annotation, cellular component: mitochondrial intermembrane space. Bases 1 to 1209 code for a protein of 402 amino acids. NCBI's taxonomy places the organism in Eukaryota, Fungi, Ascomycota, Eurotiomycetes, Chaetothyriales, Herpotrichiellaceae. The transcript has 5 exons. Gene Ontology annotation, molecular function: zinc ion binding.
AUGGCACCCUCGGCCGUCGAAAUCGCCGUUCCUGUAGCGAAGACGAUUGACAGCACAGAUAGUCGUAAGGAGGCUGAUGAGCUCAAAUCUCCGGCCUCGCCACUGCCCGAGGUCAAGAUCUUUGAUGCUGCGAGUGCUACAGUGGAAGACUUGGUAGACGCCAUCACAGUUGCUGGUGGGGUGGUCAUCCGCAAUGUCCUGAGCCAAGACGAGUUGGCAAACUUGGAAAGGGAUAUUCGGCCGGAGCUGGAAAAGGACACAGCUUGGGGCGACGGAGAUUUCUUCCCAGCAGAAACUCGAAGGGCAUUUGGGCUCGUCACGAAAUCGAAAACCUUUGCCGACCGCAUCUUUGGUCAUCCGCUCUGGACGGGAGUAACAGAUGCAUUGCUAACAAGCACGCUGAAGCAUAAUUGGAUUGGCGACAAGAACGAACUGUCGGUCUCUCGACCACAACUAAACAACACCAUCGUAUUCAGUAUCAACCCGGGGGCCCGGGAUCAAGCACUGCACCGUGACGACGCGAUCCAUCACAUCUAUCACCCUGCAGCGGCAAAACACGAGAUAGGUCGCGAUGCAGGCGUCGGGUUCUUCGUAGCAGGUAAAAGGACUACCAAGCGGAAUGGCGCCACGAGGUUCAUUCCAGGCUCGCAUCUGUGGGACUAUGCCGCGGGGCCUCCAGAAGAAACUCAAACCUUCUAUGCCGAACUCGAACCUGGUGAUGGCUUCAUGGUCUUGAGUGGGUGCUUCCACGGCGGAAGUGCUAACAAGACAGAUCAGCCCGACGAGAACGGCGAGAUCCAUCCAGAAGAGCGACUCGUGUACAGCACGUUCAUGACGAGAGGCUGGCUGAGACAGGAAGAAAACCAGUACUUGAUCAAUCCGGUUGAGAAGGUCCGCGAGUUGCCCGAAUGGAUGCAGGAGAAGGUGGGAUAUGGACUCUCAAGACCAUUUCUGGGCUGGGUCAACCUCAAGAGUGCUAUGGAAUGGCUUCAUCCAAAUCGAGGAAGGAGGACUGGUGACCUUUGUGACGAAUACUGUCCGAAUUGCGACAAUCAUUUCGUGAUAGACGCCGUGACGCCAAAGGCAGCACUCAAGGUCGAGAGCGAGGAUACGAGGAUGGAUGCAAGAAUGCUCAAGGAUGAACGGGUCCGACAACCAGAGCAAAGGACCAUUUUCGACGUCAGAGAAGCCGCGGAGAAGCUGGGUUGA